Messenger RNA from Protopolystoma xenopodis, 489 nucleotides. The record is from the annotation of a GenBank genome assembly. NCBI's taxonomy places the organism in Eukaryota, Metazoa, Platyhelminthes, Monogenea, Polystomatidea, Polystomatidae.
AUGCGAGGUUUACAGUUGUCUCCGAACGCUUCGCUUCCUACCGAAUCUCACUUUUCGAGCUGUCAUCCGGUUCUGCGUCAUUUGACCCGCCUUAUCUCUCAAGAAAUUGACUCAUCCUCUUCUUCGACCUCAUCCCCACCUCCUUCGUCCUUCUCUUCUCUAUCAGCGGAGCAUGUGGCCUCUGCUGAGGUGGAGGCUGGUCCGAUUGCGCUUAACCCGCCAAAUGCCCCAUUUACUCGCCUGCUUAACGAAGAAAGUGAAGCAGGCCUUUCAGCCUCUUCGGCUGCCCCUCUCUGUGCCGCAGCAGACUCGGGCAUCCAGUCUGUGCUUCUUUUCCACGAAAAAGUAAAUGAUAUUACUCGGCCUGAAGCUGGAACUAGUGGCAGCUCCUCCUCGACCUGCAAAAACGAGCCACUUGCUAAGGUCAAGGAAGCCGAAGAUCAUGUUGCUGAUACGAUUAUUUCGAAAGCAGGCAUGCAAAUCUUGGUG